This is a messenger RNA of Vigna radiata var. radiata (mung bean), 1010 nucleotides long. RefSeq names its product auxin-binding protein ABP19a. Bases 81 to 707 code for a protein of 208 amino acids. Gene Ontology annotation, cellular component: cell wall. The transcript has a single exon. Gene Ontology annotation, molecular function: manganese ion binding. NCBI's taxonomy places the organism in Eukaryota, Viridiplantae, Streptophyta, Magnoliopsida, Fabales, Fabaceae. The record is from RefSeq and is a predicted model, not a curated record.
UAUAUAUAGUGUAACCAACCAAACACCUUUACUAAUACUGCAUCAAGUUAAGGUGAGAGCAUUCCAAUCUACAAUAAGCGAUGAUUCUCAUUAUCUUCCUCGUUUUUUCUCUUUUCUCCUUCUCCCAUGCUUCUGUCCUAGAUUUCUGCGUGGCAGAUCUUGCAGGUCCUAUUGGUCCUGCAGGAUACUCCUGCAAGAAGCCUUCAAAGGUCACAGCAGAUGAUUUUGCUUACAGUGGCCUUGCCAUUGCUGGUAACACCUCAAACAUUAUCAAAGCUGCAGUAACACCUGCAUUUGAUGCUCAGUUUCCUGGUGUAAAUGGCCUUGGCAUAUCCGCAGCCCGCCUGGACUUGGCAAGAGGUGGAGUUAUACCACUUCAUACUCAUCCCGGAGCUUCAGAAUUACUUGUUGUAAUACAAGGAAGCAUUCUGGCAGGAUUCAUUUCAUCUGACAACUCUGUCUACAUCAAAAAACUUAAUAAGGGGGAUGUUAUGGUAUUCCCUCAAGGCUUGCUGCACUUCCAAAUCAAUGCAGGUGGUUCUUCAGCCCUGGCUAUUGUUAGCUUCAGUAGCUCCAACCCUGGUCUGCAAAUUCUGGACUUUGCUUUGUUCAAAAGUAAUUUCCCCACACCACUGAUAGUGGAAACCACUUUCCUUGAUGCUGCUCUGGUGAAGAAGCUUAAGGGUGUUCUUGGAGGUUCAGGCUAAACCAUGGUAGUUAUCCAUGAAAGAGACUGAACUCAAGCAUGUUGUAUCUCAUGUUUAAGUUUAUUUAUCGCCUGGGUCUACAUUUGGAUUUAGUAUGCAUGUGUAGGUAGGACUCUUCUUUGAGCAAGCUUUGUAAUUGAGAAUAAAACUUGAGACGAUGUGAUUGUUGUAGUGUUUUUUAUUGUUAUCAAGUUUCAGUUGAAGGCAGAUGAUUUCGUACUUCAGAAAAUUGAGCUGAGAUGAGUUUAAUAUGUGGUCUGUUCUCGUGUGUAUUUUUAUGAAUAAUGAUUGAAAAUUUUGACA